AUCACGGGCACCAAAUUCCUGUAGAUCAGAGGGUACUUCUGAGACUGGAAUAUUUUGCGGAAGAGAGGAUUUUUUUGCAGUAUUUACUACCUGCUCAUCAUGUCUUCCAUUCUUGGGAAGAUGAAGAAGUUUGGCAGUUCUGACAUGGAGGAAUCUGAAGUGGCAGAGGAACACACGGAUGGGGAGGACUCCCUGUUGGAAAUGCCUGACAGCCUCCAGGGUACCCCCAACACCAAGGUGCAGCCACCCAAAAGCAACAUCUUUGCAAGACGUGGGCGAUUUGUGAUGGGGGAGAGUGACCAGGAUAUGGCACCCAUGGACUCCUUUUACCAGAUGGAUCACCUGAUGGCACCUUCUGUCAUCAAAUUCCAUGCCAAUUUGGAAAGGGGGAAGCUUCACAAGCUCCUAUCUACUGAUUCCAUCACAGGCUGCUCAGAAAAAGCUUUCAAAUUCUAUGACCGCAGAAGGAUCUUUGAUGCUGUAGCCCAAGGCAACACAAGUGAUCUGGACGAUCUGCUGAUCUAUCUUAAUAGGACUUUGAAGCAUCUCACAGAUGAUGAGUUCAAAGAACCAGAAACUGGGAAAACAUGCUUAUUGAAAGCCAUGCUGAAUCUGCAUGAUGGGAAAAAUGAUACCAUUCCACUGCUACUGGAUAUUGCAAAGAAAACUGGAACUCUGAAAGAGUUUGUUAACGCAGAGUAUACUGACAACUACUACAAGGGCCAGACUGCACUUCACAUCGCUAUUGAACGAAGGAACAUGUACCUGGUGAAGCUCUUGGUCCAGAAUGGAGCAGAUGUUCAUGCAAGAGCCUGUGGGGAGUUUUUCAGGAAAAUCAAAGGGAAACCUGGCUUUUAUUUUGGGGAACUACCUCUUUCCCUGGCUGCCUGCACCAACCAGCUCUGCAUUGUGAAAUUCCUCCUUGAGAACCCCUACCAGGUAGCCAACAUCACUGCUGAGGACUCCAUGGGCAAUACAGUCCUGCAUACACUAGUGGAGAUCGCAGAUAACACUAAGGAUAACACUAAGUUUGUUACAAAGAUGUACAAUAACUUAUUGAUCCUCGGUGCCAAAAUUAACCCGAUCUUGAAGCUAGAAGAACUCACCAACAAGAAAGGUCUGACACCGUUAACUCUGGCAGCCAAAACAGGAAAGAUAGAGAUUUUCGCUUACAUCCUCAGACGAGAAAUCAAAGAUCCUGAGUGUAGACACUUGUCUAGGAAGUUCACUGAAUGGGCCUAUGGACCUGUCCACUCAUCUCUUUAUGACCUGUCUUGUGUAGACACAUGCGAGAAAAAUUCAGUGCUUGAGAUCAUUGCCUACAGCAGUGAAACACCAAACCGGCAUGAGAUGCUGCUGGUGGAACCCCUCAACAGGCUGCUGCAAGACAAAUGGGACCGGUUUGUCAAACAUUUAUUUUACUUCAAUUUCUUUGUCUAUACCAUGCACAUCAUCAUCCUCACCAUAGCUGCCUACUACAGACCUGUGCAGAAGGGAGAAAAGCCUCCCUUCACAUUUGGUCACAGCACUGGGGAAUAUUUUCGAGUGACUGGAGAGAUCCUGAGUGUACUGGGAGGCCUCUAUUUUUUUUUCAGAGGGAUACAGUAUUUCGUGCAGAGGCGCCCGUCUUUCAAGACGCUGAUAGUUGACAGCUACAGUGAGGUUCUUUUCUUUGUUCAUUCCCUGCUCCUCCUGAGCUCUGUGGUGCUGUACUUCUGUGGCCAGGAACUCUACGUGGCCUCCAUGGUCUUCUCCUUGGCUCUGGGCUGGGCUAACAUGCUGUACUACACCCGUGGCUUCCAGCAGAUGGGCAUUUACUCAGUCAUGAUUGCAAAGAUGAUUCUUAGAGAUCUAUGUCGCUUCAUGUUUGUCUACCUAGUAUUCUUCUUGGGAUUUUCCACAGCUGUGGUGACUUUAAUUGAAGAUGACAAUGAGGGGCAAGAUACCAGUAGCUCUGACUAUACCCGGUCUUGCCAUCUGAAACGAGGCUGCGCAUCCUACAAUAGUCUGUAUUAUACCUGCUUGGAGCUUUUCAAGUUCACUAUUGGGAUGGGGGACCUGGAGUUCACUGAAAACUACAGGUUCAAGUCAGUGUUUGUCAUACUUUUGGUUCUCUAUGUCAUCCUUACAUACAUCCUCCUGCUCAACAUGCUUAUUGCACUGAUGGGGGAAACUGUGAACAAAAUUGCACAGGAGAGCAAGAGCAUCUGGAAACUCCAGAGAGCCAUCACAAUCUUGGAUAUUGAAAACAGCUACUUGAACUGUUUGAGGCGCUCGUUCCGAUCUGGGAAGCGAGUCUUAGUGGGGAUCACACCUGAUGGCCAAGAUGAUUACAGAUGGUGCUUUAGAUAUUGCUUUUGUCUUUCUCUCCCCAGAGUUGAUGAAGUGAACUGGUCCACGUGGAAUACUAAUCUGGGCAUAAUCAACGAAGACCCUGGGUGCUCUGGGGACCUCAAACGAAAUCCCAGCUACUCUGUUAAAGCUGGUCGAGUUUCAGGGAAAAACUGGAAAACAUUGGUUCCACUUUUAAGGGAUGGAAGCAGGAGAGAAGAGACACAAAAACUACCAGAAGAAGUCAAAUUAAAACCCAUUUUGGAACCAUAUUAUGAGCCAGAAGACUCCGAAGCACUGAAGGAGGAGCUUCCAAAGUCAGUGUAAUCAUAUUUUGUUUUUAGAAGAAGAUUAUUCUAGUUGCCUGUGUUGGUACUUGCAAGCACAGAAUUAAAGCAAGUAGUUCAUAAGAACAGGGAUUUAUGGAAAGAGGU
Molecule: messenger RNA, 2765 nt
Organism: Rhea pennata
Lineage: Eukaryota; Metazoa; Chordata; Aves; Rheiformes; Rheidae
Gene: TRPV1
Product: transient receptor potential cation channel subfamily V member 1
Exons: 16
Coding region: 100-2658 (852 amino acids)
Biological process (GO): calcium ion import across plasma membrane
Cellular component (GO): plasma membrane
Molecular function (GO): calcium channel activity; protein binding
Source: RefSeq, a predicted model, not a curated record